UCAAAUUAUGGAAUCUCUAGCCAAUGAUCUUUACAAAAAAUUGUCUGAUAUGUUUUCAGUGAAACCGGUACAAUCGAAGAAUAAAGAUACCAGUAUCGAUGAUAUAGAUGAAAUUACUAAAGGUAUGUCAAAAUUAUCAUUAAAUUUAGCGAAAAUGGCAAAAGAGGUUAAUGCUGUUAAGAAAUCAUCUCAACAUCGUUGUUCGAAUUGUAAUAGAACUGGACAUAAUUCCCGCAAGUGUACUCGUAAGAAGAGGUCCAAGAGCGGAUCCAAAAAGAGAGGCAGUGUUAAUAAGGUUGCUGUAGAUUCGGGUUCAGAUACAACCUCUUCUGAUAAUGAUUCUUCAGAUAAUAACUCCGAUUCUGGAGAUUCCUCGUCUGAAGUUGAAUCCGAUCAUAGUUUUGAUUCUGGUUCAAAGAACAGACAGAGUCUCGAAUCUCCGAUUCAACGUUUUUCACAAAAAAUACAAAAGAAUUCAGAUACAAUUAUUGAUAAACAGAUCCGAAAAAUCAUUCUAGAAAUGUUUUAUAAUCCAGAGAUUAUAGAAACGAUUAAAAACAAUAUUAAUAACACGAAUUUAUCUGUUACAAAACCUGAGUUUACUGCAAAGCAGGGCACUUCAUGCUUAAAUUAUCGAGAGCCUGCUCCAGAAAUACCCGAUUCAGAUGAGGAAUAUGAGACAUUGAACGAUCCUAUGGAGAUAGACUUCGUCCGCCGGAAAGAGCCUACCACAAGCCUUGCAACUAUACCAUGUAAAAUCAAACGCUUAAAAAUUCCAGCAUUGGUACUUGAUAGUGGAGCUGAGCCUCCAAUUACGUCAGAAGAUAUUGUUAAACGUGUAAAUUGGCCAAUUGAUAAAUCCGAAAAAUAUGAUCUUAGCGGUGUUGCAACAGUCCCAACAGAAUCUAUUGGCAUUGCUCGUAAUUUCCCAAUAACAUUCCCUCCAG
Messenger RNA from Paraglomus brasilianum, 947 nucleotides. The record is from the annotation of a GenBank genome assembly. Lineage: Eukaryota; Fungi; Glomeromycota; Glomeromycetes; Paraglomerales; Paraglomeraceae.